This is a messenger RNA of Suillus subalutaceus, 1849 nucleotides long. RefSeq names its product cytochrome P450. The record is from RefSeq and is a predicted model, not a curated record. Gene Ontology annotation, molecular function: iron ion binding; oxidoreductase activity, acting on paired donors, with incorporation or reduction of molecular oxygen; monooxygenase activity. The transcript is spliced from 13 exons. Bases 323 to 1828 code for a protein of 501 amino acids. NCBI's taxonomy places the organism in Eukaryota, Fungi, Basidiomycota, Agaricomycetes, Boletales, Suillaceae.
GUAACUGCCAGUCUCCUCCGGCUAUCUCAUCUACGCCAAGGCCUUGUUAUAUCCAGAAUCAAACAUUUAUUGGUGGUUAUCAUAUAACAGUGUGGUAUAAGGUGGCUCAGUUCACGAAGUCUGGCCAUGAACGGGACGCUAGGUCCGUCUUGGCCAUACUAAUCGAUCCGAUCAGUUGCUGAUCAGAGGUAGGGAAUGAAAAUUCCCGAGUGUACUUAUCAUAAACUGACAUUGAAAGUACUUUCCUACGAAUCCUACCACGCACAAAAGCCGGGUGGAGGUUCCUAGGAAGAAGGCACCUUGGGUCUUAAGAUUUUUGCCCAUGUCCUCCAUGCUUAAUAUGCUCUCCUUGUGGCACUGGCAGACUGAGGUGGUCAUCCUCGGUCUACUAGGCGUUAUUGUCUACUACUAUCGCUCUCGCACACUUAAUUCCUGUGUGCUACCCUUACCCCCUGGUCCAUCAGUCCCUCCUAUUGGGCAUUAUCCACCCAGGAAGAUUGCUCAGUGGAUUGACGAAUAUGGACCAGUCAUGUCUUUCCAGGAUGGAAAAAAUGUACUAGUCAUCGUCGGACGUUACCAGGAAGCCAUUGACAUCAUGGAGAAGCAGGGCGCAUUCCUUGCAGACCGGCCUCGUUCUGUCGCUGGCUGUGACAUCCUUGGGAAAGGGAUGAGAUUCGUCCAAAUUGGCUCUGGCGAGAGGCUCCGCAAAUUUCGCAAAUCUUCUCAUUCGCACCUCCAGGUGAAGUCUGCUCAGACUUACGAGCAGGUACAGGUCGCGCAUGCACAUGAAAUUAUUCUGGACAUACUGCACGAGCCCAAGUUGCACCAGCAGCAUAUCAAACGUUUCGCAGCAUCUGUAAUUCUGCAUAUCGUAUAUGGGAAAACAACCCCUACUUUGCUCAAUGACCCGUAUCUACUACAGCUGCAAAAGAUGAUUCCAAGGGUUCAGAGCGCAAUGGUGCCAGGUGCAUACCUUGUUGACAAGUACCCCAUCCUCAAAUAUGUCCCUGGUUAUGGGCGAAAUUUAAAAGAGUGGAGCCAGGAAGAAUACAACAUGUUAUUCGGUCAGCUAAAUCAGGUUAAAAGUCAAAUGGACAACCACAUUGCCCCUCAUUCAGUUGUGAAGGAUCUCCUUCUACACGCGGGAGAGAACCAGCUGUCUGAGACAGAGAUAGCAUAUCUGUCUGGGUCCCUCAUCGGAGCAGGCUCGGAUACGACUGCUGUCGCAAUUUCAACAGUUUUAAUGGCUGCUGCGCGUUUUCCACAUUUACAGGCUCGUGUGCAUGAGGAGCUAGAAGCCAUCAUUGGCCGAGAGACUACUCCCACGUUUGAGGACUGGUCGCAGCUUGUUCAGGUUCAAGCCUUCAUUCUGGAAGCUCUUCGAUGGAGGCCUGUCAAUCCAAUAGGUUUACCCCACCGCGCAACGAAAGAUAUCAUUUGGAACGGCAUGUGCAUCCCUGCUGGCGCCACUGUCUUCGGAAAUCAUUGGAGCAUCGCGCGUGACCCCUCUGUCUAUCACGAUCCCGAAUUAUUCAAUCCCAAACGAUGGAUCGGUUUAGACGGAGAAAUCAGAGAGGACAUGAAGCUGUUCACUUUUGGUUUUGGAAGACGUGCAUGCCCCGGGUUGCAUGUUGCAAACCGAUCAGUGUACAUCGCUGUCGCUCUUAUCCUCUGGUCCUUUACACUGGCAGAAGACCCUAACAAUCCUAUUGACGACACUGCCUUUACACCUGGCAUAGUAUCACAUCAGAAGCCUUUCAGCCUGAUCUUCAAGCCUCGCAUGGAUGAAGCAUCAUUGAGAAACAUUUUCUGUUCCACCGCCGUAUAGGAGGUUUCAGUACGUGGCUGU